GCUGAUGCUGCUACCCGGAUGGCACCAAUGCAUGCAAUUCACAUUGUGGGGCGAUGUUUGCGACUGGUGUCGGUGUAUGCAGCUUAUCAUUACGUAAUUGCCCGAGGGGUUUCGCUUACGUUUUUCUGCUUCGUCUGCUUGCUGGGCUCUGCUGCCUUGUUCUCCGCUCUCCAGCGUCCAUGGCGUGGCCGUCCGCUGCCCAACAGCCUGCUGAUGCCUGCCGUUGUGAACGGAUUUGUCAUGGCUUUUUCACUUUUGCUGUGGGCAAAUGGUCUUCGCAAUUGUGGUCCUGUUAGGACCAUACUUGGGGAAUAUGCUGGUGCAGUGUUGGGGGCGAUCUCGACGUUGUUAUUCAGCCGAAAUGGCCUUGUGUGGAGGCGGAUUGGAGGAUUAUUGGCCAUGUGUGCAGCGUAUUACUUCCUCUCUCAAGGAUGGGCAAUGUCAAGCUAUUCUCCUUUCUCUUUCGGAGCUACUACUGUGAAAGCAGAAACAGUUGAACGCGAGGAGGGGCUAAUAAAGUCAUCGUCCAUGUUGUUGCCGGCAAUGUCAGGGAUACUAGCAGCCAUACGACGGAUCAUCAGCCGCCGUGUGUCUACAAAGAACCAUGCCAAGAAACGGCUGCAUGCAGUAACAGUUGCUGCUGCUACGUGUUUCAUUUUUCCGUUUGCCAUGUUCAAACUGGCUGUGGGAAAGCAACACCCAUCAUCAGAGCCACAUGGAUCUGCUGCAUGGGCGUACAUAAGUACCAUCUUGUUUGGUGUUGUGCUAAUUUUUUAUGUUGAUACUUUUGUUGAAGACAGGUUGCAUAUUGUUGUUGCCUCACCGACACACAUUGUGGUUACAGGAGUAGGCAUAAUAAUCUUCGAGUAUAUUUAUGGAAUGGACUUCUCCCUGCUGGGCUUCCUAGUGUGCGCAACUGUGCUUGGUUUAGGAAUUUACGAAGCAACUGCCACGGAUCCGAACAAUCGUGACCUUGACCAAGGAAACAGCUUUUUAAAGGAAGAUCGUCCACCUUUGAAUAUGUCAACUCUUCCGUCCUAGAUUAUUCAAGGCAACUGGUACAUUGAGUUCACACAUUCUGACUGGAAGAAGUGGAGAUGCUCUUCCUGCCUGGCAGUAGUGUAAAGUUUAUGGCAUCUUUUCCGAAUCCUCAGAAUCUGCAUUAAUGGUGGAACCACUGGCCAAGAUAUAUUGCGUUGAUUCAGUGUGUUCCAGUUUCUUCACAGAUUCAAUUCUAUUGAGACAUUUAUCAGUCACCUGCAAGGUUUGUUUAGGAAACUGGAAUAUAGGUCUCUAAGCUGAGAAGUAUGGAUUUAGUGCAUAAAUUUCUUAUUAUGGGGAACACUCCACUUUUAUGUAUCCCUACCUUUCUGUCUAAAUUCAAGGCGUCAUAUUGGUUAAAAUCU
Physcomitrium patens is the source of this 1406-nucleotide messenger RNA. RefSeq lists its product as uncharacterized. The record is from RefSeq and is a predicted model, not a curated record. NCBI's taxonomy places the organism in Eukaryota, Viridiplantae, Streptophyta, Bryopsida, Funariales, Funariaceae.